Ceratina calcarata is the source of this 645-nucleotide messenger RNA. RefSeq names its product dual specificity protein kinase shkD-like. Lineage: Eukaryota; Metazoa; Arthropoda; Insecta; Hymenoptera; Apidae. The transcript has 2 exons. The coding region runs from base 43 to 543 and encodes 166 amino acids. The record is from RefSeq and is a predicted model, not a curated record.
AAUAAUACUCCGCCAGUAGCAUCUAGCAAUUCUUUGGAAGAGAUGACGCUACAAAAUGGUCCAAGUCUAAACAACAACAAUAAUAACAACAAUAAUGACAAGAACGAGGAUCUCAGCAAUUUAAAUCACGUCGGGCCCAGCUGGCGGGAGACGUCGCCAGUUUUGGCUUCGAAUCACAGGCUCACGCCGAUAUUGAACAAAACCAACAACAUCAGUCCUAUUCUUCCGAGAACGAACACACCCACCUCGAUCGUUAUGAGCACCCCCGCGCCAGCUACCAGCAUUAGUGCGUUUGGUACAUCGACUUCGGCGAGUCCAGCCUUUAGCACAGCGUCGACGUCCUCUUUGGGAAACGUCGCCACGCCAGCCGCGAACAGAUCUCCAAUUCCAGUAACUUCCGCUCUCGUACCGAUGACAACUUCGCCGAGUACGAGCGUGGUAUCCACCUCUUCGGUUCUGUCUAACAGUAUUGUCAACGAUGCUAGCCAAAUUACUCAGGCUCCGGUGGCUAGUACUAUUUCCACGCCAGCAGUAAGUGUUUAAAAUUCCAAAUUUAUGUAUUAUACUAAUCAAAAAAAUUAUGGCAUCACGUUUUGUCGAAAAUUGCCCAAGUUUGGAAGAUCGACACGACUCGACAACAAAAAU